AUGGCUGACUUUCAACCGUCUAUUGAAUUCGAGAAAGAUAUCUACUUGCCAGGAGAAGAAGUCACUGGAAGAGCAUGGUUAUCCACUAACAAAAAUAUGAAAGCGAAAAGUGUUGAAAUCACUUUUACUGGAAAAUCAGUCAGCGCUUGGAAGGGAGGAAAAACGGUUCCAACCAAGCCUAAUCAAAAAGCCGAAGAAAUCUACGUGGAAAUGAAACAUGAAGUUUGGACUCCGGAUGAUGAAGAGAACACUUUCCCAUCUGGAGACUACGAAUGGAAGUUCUCUUUCGAGCUUCCCAAAAAUUGUCCACCAAGCUUUGAGGGUAAAUCUGGUUUCAUUCGGUACUCAGUCCUUCUUUAUAUCGAUGUUCCAAACGGAAAAGCUAAGAAUAUUGAACGAGCUGUUACUGUUUCCCCAAUUAUUGAUUUGAAUAAUAUCACUGGUGCAGGUGAACCAAUUAAAAUGAAUGUGGAUACUACUGCAUAUUUCUGUCAAUGUAUGCCAUGUCUUCCAGCGAGAGGAAAUGUCGUUUAUACGUUGUCCUCUCCAAAACUCGGUCAUGUACCAGGAGAAGCUGUUUCUGUAUCUGGACAAAUCAACAAUGGAACUUCUAAACCAAUAAGAAUAAUUCAAGCAAAACUGAAUAGAAGAAUCACUUAUCGUGAAGAACUUCAAGGAAAGGCAAAGAAUAAGAAGAGAAAUGCACAGAAUGCUGAUGGAUUCAAAAGUAAAAUUGAGACCCAAGUGCUGGAGACAAAGAUUGAAAGAUGUAACAUUCCACCACAUACAAACUCAGAUUUCGCUUUUGCAUUCGUCAUUCCACCAGUAAUUGCUUCUAUCAGAAACUCCAAGUUCAUCACAGUUGAUUACUUCGUUUCGAUUUGGGGAGAUACUGGGAUCUGCAAUCGAACUGAACCAGCUUCUCUGAAUAUUCUCGUUGGAAAUGUUCCUCUCGCUUCGGGAACUGCCUCAUUGCCACCUCAAAAGUUCGUAGAUGGAAAUGCUGCACAAUGUUGGAAUGCUCAUCUCAAGCCAGAGUUCACUUAUCAAAUACCUUCUCCAACAACGCCCGAAACCGAGCUCCAUGUCGAAUUCGAUCAGCCUCAAGAAGUAUUCUUCCCAGGUCACCCGAUUUCUGGUCGAGUCGUUCUUCUAACUGAAGACAAAUACAAGGCGAAAACAGUGAAUGUAAACUUUGAAGAAAUUGCCCACACAUAUUGGGAUGAUGAUUCCAGUGUUCGAAGAACCGAAGUGGCCGGACAAAAGAUUUAUUAUAAUCAAAGAGUUCAUUACUCUGCCGAUGUCAAUUAUCUCGAGCAUAAGUUACUUCUCUGGUCUAGUGGAGAUGGAUCGAACGAGUUAGCACCGGGAAAGUACGUGUGGCCGUUCUCAUACAAUUUGCCGAACGAUAUUCCACCAAGUUUCGAAGGAAAGUACGGAUACGUCCGAUAUUCGGUGACAACUGAAGUGGAUAGACCUUGGAGAUUUGAUAAAGCUAAGAAACUUUGUAUUACCGUGUCACCACUUCUGGAUUUGAAUAUAAUUCCUCAUGCAAUGACACCUCUCCAGGAUCAAGCAAGCGAGAAUCUUGGAUGUUGUUGUUUCAAAAAAGGAUACUUGGAAAUGCGAGUGAAUAUCCCAAAAACUGGAUUUGUACCUGGAGAAACUGUUCCAAUCAAUCUUGAAAUAUUGAAUCAUUCAUCAGUUCCAGUGACUGAAGUCAAAGUGAAGAUCAUUCAACAAUGCACUUUCGUUGCAUUCCGUAAUGGAAGCAACUUCAAUUUCAUAGGCGACAGUGUGAUGGCUGUUUCCCAAAGAGAAACCAAACACGAUACAAAUACUGUCAUAAAACAAAGCCAAGCAUUGACAGUUGAACCUGGAAAAGAGCAUAGACUUGCAUUGGAACUCCGUCUUCCUUCCGUCACUCCAACAAUUAAUCAAUUUUCACCAAUCAUCACUGUCGAGUAUCUAGUACAAGUCAGUGUGGACACAUCAUCAACUUUUGGCAGUGAUAUUGAUUGCGAAAUGUCGAUUUUGAUCGGAACCGUCCCGAUUCGCCAAUAUCUUCCUCCUGCCUACUAUCCACCAAAUCCAGCCUUCCCACCUGCUAUUCCAUCUCCGAUGCCCACUCAAAUCGGGUCAGGAGUUGUCGUUCCUCCACCGGAGUAUGGAUUUGUAACAACUCCUGCAGAUAUUGGUACAGGAGUUGUUCCUCCGUAUCCAGAUUGUGCACAACCAUACCCAACUAAAGGGGAUACCGUAGUCGUCCCGAGUGCUCCACCACUAUCCUAUCAAGAUUCAAUGUAUGGAACAGAUGGAACACAAUUGAAUACUGAUGAAAAUCAGAAGCCAUUUGUUCCAAAGUAUCCAGUGUUCAAUAAUUUGCCAAUUUACAAUCCAUCUGCUCCUCCACAAGAAUAA
Molecule: messenger RNA, 2421 nt
Organism: Caenorhabditis remanei
Lineage: Eukaryota; Metazoa; Nematoda; Chromadorea; Rhabditida; Rhabditidae
Exons: 10
Coding region: 1-2421 (806 amino acids)
Biological process (GO): protein transport
Cellular component (GO): cytoplasm
Source: RefSeq, a predicted model, not a curated record